Pseudomyrmex gracilis is the source of this 5843-nucleotide messenger RNA. It is a transcript of the gene Als2, whose product is annotated as alsin-like. The coding region runs from base 385 to 4989 and encodes 1534 amino acids. The record is from RefSeq and is a predicted model, not a curated record. The transcript has 13 exons. NCBI's taxonomy places the organism in Eukaryota, Metazoa, Arthropoda, Insecta, Hymenoptera, Formicidae.
GUUCCCUUCACAUCCGCCCGCGCGCACGACUUUACCUCGUGUAUAUGUAGGAGCCACGCACACAAACCACCAAACCACGAUGAUGGGGGAACUAUGGAACGGGUGAUUGUCCAGAGUGUCAGCCCACUGAUAUCCUUAUCAGUGAGUAUUGACCAACAAUUGCGUGUCUCUGUUAUCCGUCUGAUAUAAAACGGAAUGUUCGAUCAUGUCACCGCGAAGGUAUUUAGCAUCACGUCCGCGGAAGUGUUUCCCGAAAGGAAUGAUAUCGCAAAUUACGUGACAUGGCGUGAUUCGGUCACGCAGCUAAAGUAGAAUUUUGCAAGGGCGUGUGGAGGAGGAGGUUAUGCGAACUCUUUAUUAUAUCUGUCAAACGCGUUAGCAGCAAUGGACGAGCACAUGCAUUUGUGGCGGGACGCCAACAAGUUGUCGUUCGCAUUCGAGGACAAACCGAACGGUAUCAUUUCCAAGCUCGUCGCCGUUAGAGAUCACAUUUUUUUAACGACCACGAGCAACGGUCUUUAUUACGGCGAGGUGUCGUUCUCGGAGACCGCGUCGCCGAGACUCGCCGUGUUCAAACGAUCCGGUCUCGACGCCGUCGACGUAGCGUCGAAUUCCGAACAUUUGUUCGUUGUAAAUACAAACGGACACGUUUUGAAAGUAAAUCCCGAGAAUAUGGGCGUUGUGGACACGAUAAUAAUCAAGGAAGAAGUGAAGUAUUGCAGCCACGGAUACAAGGACAACGAGGUGGUGAAGGUGAAGUCUGUUGCUGUGAGCGAUCACGCGGCGUUGUUUGUCACCGAAAACGGACAGCUUUGGGCUAGCGGCAAUCAGCCUCAAAUAGAGAUAAGCAGCGCAGAACCAAAGAGAGUUGGAUUCUUUCGAGGAAAGACGGUGUCCGAGGUCGCUUGCGGUUCGAAUUUCAAUGUAGUUACCGUUAGAAAAAGUAAUAAGCUCAUAAAAGACGACACCGACAGCGAAAACGAUUCGGAGGAAGAAGUAUUUGUUAAUUCUUGUCCGCAAUGUCUGAACAACGUUAGGCUGAGUCCGGGCAGUGUGACGUCUUCGGACACGUGUCUCACCGGUCCUCACGCCCAGCAGUUCAGCGAGGAUCGAUCAACAAACUCCAUUAGCGCUUUGUCCACCGCCAGCAAAGAACAUCUUUUUCUGCCGGAGAUAGACAAGAGGGAACAGUAUUCUUCCGGUAUUGUUGAGAACGGCGAGGAUUGUCUCGGUAAUUUGACGGAUUGCGAAAAAGGCGAGAAGAAGAACGUUAUAUUCAUAAACACCGAGACCGCUCGGCAGUUUCUAACCAGACAGUUGUCUUGGGUCUCGUCCUACGGGAGCGCCAAGGAGGACAUUCCUUUGGAGAGCGUCGAUCGAUCGACCAGAUUGAUCAAGCAAAAUGUAUCGACUGUGGCGAACUUGGUUUACGAGGGAGUGAAAAAUGUCGGAGGCAAAGUCGUAACUUUAUCCAGACACAUGAGCGGAAGUUCCGAUAUCAACGAGUCCAAAGCUGACAGCAACGAGCACUUGGAAGAACAGGGAAUUAUUUACGCCAAACCCGCCACGACCAGUUUGGCGUUGAGUCUGCGAUGCGAGGAGUUUCCUUGGUCGUCGAGCACGGGUUCGUCGGAACACGAAUUGUCUCAGCAAGGAUUGAACGAAAGAAUCAACGCGCUCUCUCGCACCGGCAGCAACAUACUGGGAACAGAACUCUGGACAUGGGGCGACGUGCAUUACGGACAGUUGGGAACGGGUGAUAUAAUUAAACGAACGCAUCCGGUAUUGGUGGCAAAGCUCAGCAAUACCGGGAUCCGGAAAAUUUCCUGCGGUGCCUUUCACGUGCUUGCUUUAACAUUGGACGGUAGAGUGUUCGCAUGGGGACGUAACAACUUCAAACAGGUCGCGUUGCACAGCACAAUAGAUCAGAGCGCUCCUCAGUUAUUCGCCACAAAACUAUCUUCCGACGAAAGAGCCAUCGAUAUGGCAGCUGGUAACUUCCAUAGUCUGAUAAUGAUGCAUCACGGAUUGUAUUUUAUGGGCCAGUCGAAUAAGAUCGGCGAUAUGUUUCAACUUGACGUUCAAACGAAAGAAUCGAGCAGAUCUCCGAGAGAGAUCUUCAGUUCCGGACGAUACACUUGUUGUUCUGUGAUAAACGAGCCGGCAAUAAAUGUCGCGGAGAAUCUGAUAAGCGAUCAGAUCUUUCUCGAGGAGAUGUUGACUGUUUAUCAAAAUCUCAUCAGACCGUUUCAGAAGAAGAGCGUGGGCGCGACUCAGGAAGCGAAUGCGUACGAGACUCUGUGUCGUUGUUACGCAGAACUGAUGAAUUUUAAUGUAUUGAACGUUACGAGUUUGUGGGAUUAUUUCAAUCACAUCGGAGAGGCGUACGAAAUCGCGAUUGUUGCCAAUAUAGAGGAAUUUACCGCGGUGUACAAAUAUUAUUUAAAUGCUAUUUGCGACGUUAUGUCCCUCGGCGGUUUUGUGCAUAUUGCGAAACUUGUUGAAGUGCCACAAGUAGUAUCGAGUAUAUUUGUAGAUAGUUUGAAAAGUAGCGAUGUAAAAAGAAACAGCAAGGAUGUCAUUGUGACAAUGGCGUUGCAGCAUCCUUUGUGCAACCUGAACAGAUAUAAGGAUACGAUUCACAGUUUAAUAAAAAGCAACGGAACAAGAAUGGGGAUCGAACGGUUGCAAGAGGCUCUCAUAAAAUGGGAGCAGGUGCACGACGAACAAGAGAGACGUCAAAAGGAGGCGGAGGUCACGAAGUCGUUUUGGGAGAACUCCGGCAAACUGGGAGAAUCGUUGAGGUCGCCCAACAGAAGACUUGUCAGAGAAUCAAAGGCGUAUCCACUGUCGAUAUACAAUUCCGGCAGAUUCUCGUCUCAUUGGUUUGUCCUGUUGACGGAUAUUUUUAUACACGUUACCGGAACCACACACACGGUCCAUUCGCUGCGAACUUUAUGGGUGGAACCUCUGCCUGAUUCCGAAAACAUACAGAACGCUAUAUCGAUUGUUACGCCAGAAGAUAAUUUUAUAUUGUACACCCCCACUCCGCCUGAACGUAACGACUGGUUACACGCGCUACAAAAUACCAUAAAGUGCUGCUUGCAACGAGUGAUCGGAAUUGUGCCUCCUUUAGCACGCUCGAGCUCGUUUACGUUUACAAAACACAGCGUCUUCAAAGACGCAACUUACACCGGUCGAUGGCUUAACGGUAAACCGCACGGUUCUGGAAAACUGGAGUGGUCCGACGGUCGUUCGUACGUCGGUCAAUUUCACAAGGGAAUUAUUCAUGGAACUGGAAAGAUGGAAAUUCCGACGCAGGGCGUUUACGAGGGCCAGUGGAAGGACGGUCAGCAAAACGGAUACGGAACGAUGAAAUACGCCAAUGGAGAUUUUUACGAAGGAUAUUUUAAAGACGGAUUACCUCACGGCCACGGUGUGAAGAAAGAAGGUCACUUUAUGGCGUCGGUCGCGUCUGUUUACAUCGGAGAAUGGGCCGGCGGUGUCAAGCAGGGAUAUGGAAUAAUGGACGACAUUAUGACAGGUGAGAAAUAUCUCGGAUCGUGGAGCAACGGUAUGAAACACGGAAACGGUUUGAUUGUGACCCUCGAUGGCAUUUAUUACGAGGGCGCGUUCACGCAAGAUGUUCUCACGGGACAUGGAGUAAUGGUGUUUGAGGAUGGUACGCAUUACGAAGGUGAGUUCAAGUCGGCGGGAAUAUUCUGCGGAAAGGGUAUAUUGACGUUUCGAAGUGGCGACAGAUUGGAGGGCAAUAUGAACGGCGCUUGGAACGAAGGCGUUAAAGUUAUCGCCACGUUGCACAUAAACAAAGCUAACGGAACUGCACAACCAAAUUCGAAGCCAGCGUCCUUCGGAAAAUUAUGCGUACCUCCCGAUCAAAAGUGGAAAGCCAUAUUCAAGCAGUGCUAUCAGCAGCUCGGCGUCUCCGAGACGAUCGCCAAAGGUACUAACGAGAAGUCCGAUACGCAAAGAGUCUGGCAAAAUGUCGCCAGCAUAAUAACGAAGUCCCAUCAGAGAACGUUGCAACGAAAGAAGCUCUCGGCCAGUGUUCCAAACGCGAAGGAAAGAAACAGCGAGACGAUCGAUCAGCUGGACAAGAUCCCGUGCUUCGAACGGGACAAACUCACUCCUCAGACCUACAACGAAAUUCACAAGUAUUUGGUGAAAGCUUUCGAGAGUCCGCAUCAUCCGCUGGGCGCUCUUCUGACGGAGGUGGCUGCGGUAUACACAGCUACGUACGGCGGGGUGCGAGUCCAUCCGCUAUUACUCAGCCACGCAGUUUCGGAGCUUCACAGUAUCGCGACGAGGAUAUACGAGAUCGUGCUUCUUCUGUUUCCGGCUCUACCGCGCUGCGGCAAGGAAUACGUUCUCGAGGCCAACGACAAGGAGGAAGAGCAAGUCAUAAGCGCGGCCGCGAUACUUCAUCCGAUAUUACUGCCACGUGUACAUUCAGCGCUUUUUGUAUUAUAUGCCUUACACAAUAAGAAGGAGGACGACGCGUACUGGGAAAGAUUGAUGAAGUGGAACAAGCAGCCCGACAUCACUCUGAUGGCCUUUCUCGAGAUUGAUCAAAAAUUUUGGAAAACUACGAACGUAAUAAACCUCACUGAUACUUCGUUACCUCAACACGAGCCGUACUUCAGUAGUGCUAUAGAAACUUUACAGCAGCUUAAGACAACUUUCUCGCCUUUGGAAAAGUUGUUGGUAGUUAGAAACACAUUUGAACAAAUGACGCAAGUAGUACAAAAACAACUGGGAUCUACAUACUUAUGGACGAUGGACGAACUGUUUCCGGUAUUUAGUUUCGUUGUCGUUCGCGCUAGCGUGUUGCAGUUAGGAAGCGAGAUACACUUCAUCGAAGACUUCAUGGAGCCGUAUUUGCAAAAUGGCGAGCUCGGUAUUAUGUUCACCACUCUCAAGGCGUGUUACUACCAGAUACUGCAAGAGAAAAUGAACAUGGGCGAUUGAAUUUGCGGAUAUACAUAUACAGUAUAAAUGAUUACGUUUCAAAUAUGUAAGCAUGAUAUAUAUUGGAUUGAAGUAAUAUCGCGUUUAUUUUCAAAACAAAAUCAUUACGGCAGGAUAAAGUGCGCGUGAAUGCAUCAAAGAUAUUAUUAGUACGACGAUUGAAAAGUGAUAUAAAUAUUGCAUUUACGAUGCGAAAUCUUGUUUGUACGAAGAGCCAAAUUAGCAACAUAUCAGUUCGUUAUAAAUGUCAGUUUGAGACAUUCGGCGAAUUUUUAUAAUGUGUGUAUGAGUUAGAUGCGAAACCUCUCUUAGUUUAUACUUCUUAAUUUCUCAAACCGCGUCGAAUACCCGUGAAGUGCACAUAUAGUUUAAUAUUGUGAUGUAAGAAGUUGAGAGUUACCUUGUUUUCACACACAUCUGAGAUUAGCUUGUGACGGAGCAGUUGUUUGAUCAAUUAUGUAGAUUGUUUACACAAUCGAACCGAAUUUGUCAAACUUGUACAAGAAUCAGAAUGUUUCAAAAUUUCUUCCCGCAUACGUACGCGAUUACGUACAACUGCAACAAGUAUUGUGCAACAAAAUUAGGUUUUUGGAAUACUCGCAGGUAUUAUUUUACAUGUGAUACCAUACAACGUGUAUGUGUUCUUCGAAUCUGUGUAUUUCCUAUUUUUACUUUAUUUCCAUGUACACACAAAUGUAAUAUAUUAAUGAACAUAGUGUCCAUCAACCAAUAAUGUAUGUACCUGAAACAUUCUCUAUAUAAAUAUAUAUAUAUAUAUAUAUACACAUAUAUAUAUAUAUAUAUAUACAAAUGUAAUAAUUCCGAAGUUAAUUCGAGUUUGUGUUGCCCGAUAU